This is a messenger RNA of Phycodurus eques (leafy seadragon), 4373 nucleotides long. It is a transcript of the gene irag1, whose product is annotated as murine retrovirus integration site 1 homolog. NCBI's taxonomy places the organism in Eukaryota, Metazoa, Chordata, Actinopteri, Syngnathiformes, Syngnathidae. The record is from RefSeq and is a predicted model, not a curated record.
CAAAUGGAGAGUCCUCCUCCGCUCCUCCUCCGGCUCCUCCUCCUCAUGUAAUCCCAGAAGGCAGUGAGUCUCCGCAGCUUCCCAUGAAUGGUGACGCAGAACGAGACAGCUCCGGCAAGUCCAGCGCCAACUCCACUGCUGAGGGCAACUUUUUUUUCCCACUCACCCGAUCCCGGCCCUGUCCGCUUCCUGCCAUGCCCGCACUGCCCGAGGAAGAGGAGGACUCCCCCGAGGAUCCGGACAGUUCUUCAAGCUCUCCCGGUACGUGCGCGCCCGCUGAGAGCGGAGCUGUUGUCAUGACCGGGCCCACGAUCAUCUACCCACAGCAGACCGACGUCGUCCGGCGAGACGCCCGUCCUCGAGAGCCGGCGAGGCCGCACAGUCCCAGAGCUCGUCUGGCCAGAAACUCCUCUGCAGGAUCCAUCACCACAGUUGACAGCACAGGUCACGUGAUCGACCUGGUGAAGGACACGCUGCCGGAGAUGCGGCUCUCCGAGGAGGAUCGUCAGAAGAAUCUGGAGCUGCUGGAAGAAGCCAAAAAGGUCAGCGACCGCUUCCUGAUGCGCCGGGGCCGGCGUUCUACCAGCAGCCUUUCCGACUCCCCCGCAGCGGUGGAAGUUCCAGAAGUGACUUGCAGUCCGCACUCAAUCAGCCAGCAUCUGGACGUUGCCUCAGCGAGGGGGCAAAAGGAUGUGGAGGGCAGCAGACUAGCGGGGGAUUGGAAGCCCACAGAGAAAAGGAAAGUGUCUUCUGGGACCCUAACGCCCCGUUUUGCCAUUCCGAAGGAGAACCGUGACCCCAAAAGUCCUCCCGGAGCCAACAAAAGUGAGGACGGAGGACGGAAUUCCAGCCAGGCACCGGCCACAGGGGUCGCCAAGCCCGUUCCUCGACCCCCGACGCAACAGGCCCCCUGCACAGCUGAAAUCAAGACCAUCGGUGCCUUCCCACCGCUGAUGAGGGCUGUUUCCUGGGAUGCCGUCAGGGGCAUUAACUCCAGAAAUGGAACAGACGAGACGAGCUCGGACAAAGGCGCUUUUAAAGCCGCGGGGCUCAAGGAGCUCCCUGCGCCCAAACUGUCCAAAUUCAGAGAGGAACACAAGCUGAUGCGUAACCAAAGCAAGUUGCCGGACUUGAGCGAAGCUGCCGAACAGGAAAAAGGGCCCGCUUCCGCUUCAAACGCACCACCGAGCAGCGGGGAGACCAAGCCGGACGCCAUGCCAAACAUCUCUGACGUCAUGCUGAGAAAACUCAAACUUCAUCGCGGCCUACCCGGCUGUGCACCUCCGCUCACUGAAAAAGAAGUUGAGAAUGCGUUUGUCCAGCUGUCGCUGGCCUUUCGUAAUGACAACUACACACUGGAGACCCGCCUCAAACAGGCAGAGAGGGAGAGGAACCUGACUGAGGAAGAUACACAGAAAGAACUCGAAGAAUUCAAAGGCGCACUUCAGAUGAGUGCCCCGCAGUGGCAGAACCUGGAGCAGCGCGAGGCCUAUCGGCGGCUCGUAGAGACGCUGGCGGUGCUGCGUCGGCUGGCCGCCCGCCUCUCGAGCAGAUCCGAGAUAGUCGGAGCCGUUCGCCAGGAGAAACGCAUGAGCAAGGCCACAGAGGUCAUGAUGCAAUAUGUCGAAAAUCUCAAGCGGACGUAUGAGAAAGACCACGCUGAGCUGACGGAGUUCAAAAAGCUGGCCAACCAGAACUCCAAUCGCUGCUAUGGAAGCUCCGUGGAAACUGGAGAUGACGGAGUCUCUCGGGCUUCAAGAUCCAUGUCGCUCACUCUCGGGAAGGCGCUGCCCAGACGCAGGGUGAGCGUCGCCGUGGUGCCGAAGUUGAACCUCCUGAACAUCCCGGGUCAGACGCCACCCGCUGCCGCCCCCAACGCGCCAUCAGCUCCCACGCCCGGUGCUGCUCUCCCGGCCUUGAGUGAAGCAAGUGAUGCGAAAGGAAACUCCUCGCCAGAAUCCACACAACAGGCGACAACGGAGCGUGGAAAGAGCGCGCCGGAGCAGGAAGGCGAAUCGGCCAAGCCCGCCGUCAACCUGGAGGAGAUCAGAGCGGAAAUCAGGGCAGAGCUCAAGGCGAAGAUUGAGGAAGAGGCGUACAAUAAAGGCUACCGAGAAGGGCUGAAGCAAAACGAAGCGAUCCGGGAGGAAAAGCGUGAAGAGGAGGAGGACGCCGCAGACAAGUUGCCGGAAUCCAAGAUAAGCGACGAAGAAAGUGGAAAGAAGAUCAAAACAAGCCGGAGGAUGGAGGAGCUCCUGGUUCUUCUUAGCCGCAUUUGCCCCAAGGUUUUGUGGCGCAAGCAGCUCCUCUGGGUCGCGCUGGUGGUUUUUCUGGUGAUGUGUCUGGUUAUCAGCGUUUUCACAUUCUUCACCGGCUACGACAACAAGCGCGACGACACAUAAGGACGCAAGCGCUUUCUUUCUCCGGGGCACAAACCGCCAAAGAAUUGCUUGACGGUCUGUCGCUGGUCAAUUGACUCCGCGGUGGAACUCUGCUGAAGGGUUAGCGAGGAUCUUUCAGAGGCCUCACGUAUGACGUUUGCUGCAGUUACUACUUGUUCGCUUCUGUUUAGGCACCAAAUUCAAUUGUGGCACAUGUGAAUACGAUCAAUAUGCCACUUUUGAUAUCGCGUUAUUACCAGCCGAUCCAUAAAGAUAUAGAGCAUACCGUACGGUUUUUGAUUUGUACCAUUAUUAUUGUUUUUUUUUAAAUACACAUUUCCGUCAAAUACGACGGAACCUGUAAGUCACGGGUGCCCAACCCAAGGCCGGAGGGCCAGAUCCAGCCCCUCACAUCAUUUUCUGUAGCCCUAUAGGCUAAAGCAAACCCCACACCGUACGUCUGGCUCGUGUUUUCUUGCUAACAUCUGAACCGAAACUGAGCCAUUGAGGACUAGAGUGGGCGAACUCCCUGUUUGAAGAAAUUGCGUUUGCCCCAAAUUUCUGCAUUUUGCCAAACACAGUCUCGCCUCGAGAUUCGAGUUUAAUUCGUUCCGUGACCACAUUCGUAACUCAAGACGCUCGUAUCGCAAAUCGCCUUUCCCCAUUCGAAUGAAUGGAAAUGCCAUCGAUUCGUUCCAGCCUUCCCAACUUACAUACAGUACAUACAUUCAGACAUAAUUAAACAGAAUGUAAAUCAUGAAGCCAUUUUUGUCACACUUUUUGCGUCAACAUGAUUGAUCAUGCCACUCUUUCUGGCGUGUGCGCUUUGGCCACAUAGGGGCAGUAUAUACAGACACGAGGAUAUACACGUCAGUAAUGUUCGUCUACAAGAUGAGUUUUGUUAUAUUAUCUGUCCACACAUGUCGCUCCGCCGUUUGAUUGAAGCCUCUUUUUUUUGGUGUGCUUACACGCUCAAAAUGGCCAAUUGGGGAAAACAAUUCAAUAAUAACUACAACGCAAAUGAAUUUGCGUGGACCUCCCCUGCAUCUAAGUUGAACACCGCAAAAGUGGUCCAAUUUGGAGUCGAAUCCCACUUUCUUUCACAACUCGGACGUCAGUCCCUCAUCGUGCGUGAUGUCACACAAGACCAAGCACAUGCUAACGACGAACAUAUAUUUUGACUUCGCAACACUUAACCUGAAUUCAUUCCAGCAACAGCUAUAAAACAUUCCGAGUUGACAGCACCCCUUUGCAAACACCUUCGUGUUUCCUCUCCAUUAUGUGACCGUCAGACGUCUUCAAAGGGUGAGUACUUUGACAAGUACUUGGUUUUAUUAUGCAGUGGUUAACUUCUGACUUACAUUUGUCUGACAGUUAGGAAUGUUAAAUGUUACUUCCAACAUCGCCUGCGCAGCGGUGCCUUGAGAUACGAGUCGAAUUCAGUCUGUCACCGCUCUCCUUGCGAAAAUGAUUUUUCCCCAUUUCAAUGAAGGGAAAAAACAACAACAAAAAUACUUGUUUUUCAAAUUAUGAAAAUAGCACUCAAUAAUAUUGCAUUUUAUAAAAACAAAACAAAAAACAGCAACUUAGUAAUAACAGCAUUUAAUGAAACAGUUUGUGCAUCAUGAUUAAUUCCUCGCAGCUUCUCCUGGCGUGUGCGACUUGGCCACCACGGAGCAUUAUAAUACAGUCGUGCAGACACAAAUGAAGAAGAGUUUCACAAGUACUAUAAGUGACUCAGUCAACUGCUGUUAUAGUAUUAGUCAUUUUAUAUAUGCCUGUGAGUAUUGUGAUAUUGUCUCUCUACAUGGGUUGCUGCACCGUUUGUGUUCGAACAUUGGUGGUUGAAAGGGUUUUAACACAGCAACUAUCGAUGCUAUUUGUUUGCCCCUCUAUGGGGUUUUGCAUUGUGUUUUCGCAUUAAGCUAAGCGGACUCUCCUAAGGAAAAGCUAUGUGGUUGUUUUAAAUUCAUGAGGUGCAAUUGUCUUUGU